Messenger RNA from Drosophila ficusphila, 2625 nucleotides. Its product is annotated as early nodulin-75. The transcript has 2 exons. Lineage: Eukaryota; Metazoa; Arthropoda; Insecta; Diptera; Drosophilidae. Bases 246 to 2483 code for a protein of 745 amino acids. The record is from RefSeq and is a predicted model, not a curated record.
CGCUCAGCUCAGUUGCCGAAAGAAAGUCCGACGAGUCGUGACCGACCGGGAGCCGCGAGGAAAAUCUAAAAAAAACUCUAUUUAAAAACACCAACUCCAGCUUGGAUUUUGUUGGAUUCGAAGUCGGAGUUGCUGAAACGCCGCCAAUGAAAGUUGUGUUUAUGUUCGCGUCGAUUUCGGAAUUUCUGUUUGGAAAAACGCCACUUCUUCGUAGAGUUUAGUUCGCGUUUUGUCUACCGCUCGAAAUGUGCAAUUUGUUUUGGCUUUCUGCCUGUUUUCUGGCGAUCUGGAUGCCCUUCGCCCUCGGAGAUUCCAAUGCCACAAGUGUUGAGAGGGAGCCAAAAACUGAGCCAAAAAUAGAAGUGGUGCCUGCGGCGGAGAAACUGAUUCGAUACCGGCGACAGCCACCGUUUGCCGUGAUUAAACGCUCCAAGUUGCGCAGGCGGACCAAAGGCCCGCCAAAGAUUAAAUAUGGACCACCACCGCCCCACAUCCGCUACGCGAAACCCUCGUUUCCGUCGCAUCUCGAGGAGCCGAGCUUUUCCCUGGACGACUUUCAGCACCUGAAGUUCGAUGGUGCGGACUUCAAGAUACCCACUUCGAGUUACGAGGCUCAGUCCAUGGAUCUGGACUUCUAUAACCACGACUCGGAACCGGAUCACUAUGGAGCGCACAAGUUCCCCAGCCUGGACUUCGGACUGGUGACCACCCACGAGCACGUUCCCCACGAGAAGUACGGAGUGCCACCGGUUCACCAGGGUUUCCAGCCGGAUCACUCGUUUGCCACCCACUAUGAGCCACCUCCUGCAUCGCCCGUUCACAUACCAUCCACCCGCUAUGGAGUCCCCUCGGCUCCGGCUCACGUCCCCAACUUUUCGCAUCAGGACCUUCCAGCUCCCGAUUCCUUUUCCAUUUACGAGCAGAAGAUUCCCAAUGCGGGCUACCACCAGAACUUUGCCGAGCCACCCAAGAAGCCACCCAAACAUGCUUCUCAUCAUAAUCCCAACUACGAGAUCGCCUAUUCCCCGCCAGCUUUCGAGAUAAGCACUUCCUACCAGUCCAAUCAUCAGCAGAGCUAUGUGCCGCCUCAUCCUUCGCAACCCCAUGAGGGAUUCGCAGAGCCUCCCUCCAAUAAUUAUGUCAAGCCUGCCCACCAUCCUCCGCCGAAUAGCUACGCUCCCCCUCCACAUCCUUCUUCCAGUUAUGGUCAGCCGGCACAGCAUCCUCCGUCCAAUUAUAAUCAGCCAGCGCAUCAUCCAUCUCCUUCUUACAAUCAACCUCCUCAGCAUCCCUCAUCCAGUUAUGAUCAUGCUCCUCAACAUCCUUCAUCCACUUAUGAUCAGCCCCCUCAACAUCCUUCUUCCACUUACGAUCAACCCCCUCAGCAUCCUUCAUCCACUUACGAUCAACCUCCACAACAUCCCUCCUCCAGCUAUGACCAACCACCCCAGGAUCACCCAAACAGUUACCAGCAUCCUCCUUCAUCGACCUACGACCAAGCACCCCAGCAUCCUCCCACAAACUACGUGUCGUCCGAUUCGCACUCCUAUCCGCAGGAUGAUUACGCUCCACCUUCGGAGGAGUUGCCCUUGAAUCCCCAUCACAAGUUCCCUAGCUUCGAUUUUCCGAAGUCCAGCUACGAAGUGCCCAUCUACGAUCCGGUGCCCUUCGAAGCCUCCAAUCGAGAUGAGCAGGAAUCGUAUCCACCCAUUCUGGCAUCCUCUCCCGAUCAGAAUGAAAUACCCUCGGAUGCCCAGCCGUCUGGCAGUUCCAAGCGGCGGAAGAGGAAGCGAAAGCCAAGCAAUGGAAUUGUCCCAGGGAAACACACCCUGGAUGUUCCUGAGCUCCAGCAGGCCUACGAUGCGGAUAGCCACUUGCGGAAACCGAAUGAAAGUGCGGAUACGGAUGCGAACAGUUCACACUUUGUGGAGAGGAAGCAGACCAUCAACUUUGUCACGCCUCCACCGACAACUUCCACUACUCCGGCACCUUGGAGUCCGAUGAAGGGCAGGAGCAGCCCGACUCGCGCUCCAUUCAUUCCCACCGUUAUCACCAGCACUCCAGUUACGCCCACGACUGCUAGGAGCAGGAGUCGUGGAUCAUCCCGAUACCGCUCAAAGUCGCAGCAGCCCGUGAACCCAAGUUCACCCGAUCCGACCACCACCAGCGUAAGGAUCGAACAAUCCCACUCGCAGAGCUACUACGAUGGAACCAUUGCUCCACCCACCAGGCAGCCCUUUUCACCCACAAUUGGAGGACGUGGCGCGCGACCCACUCGUCCAAGUUACGUGAGGAAUCACGGACCGGUUUCCCCUCUAGCCUUGCAGCCGGGAGAUCCUGGAAGAGGUGCACCCACAUCCAAAAGAACCACCAAGGGCGUCUUUGACACCACCCUGUUUAAAACUCCCCAAAGCGAUAGAGAGAUCGAGCGGAAUCUCCACGGGCUGCGUCAGAACUUGCCAAAAAACCACAAACUAUACUGAAUUCUUAUAUGAAUUAAAAGGAGGCAUAGCUUAAAGACUUGGUUAACUAAUACUUAGACUCUAGCAGUAAGUUAUUAAGUUUAAUUCCCCACUAGACUUUGAAUGUUAAAUAAAUUGAAUAAACUUUAUAGUUAUCGGACGA